Molecule: messenger RNA, 1481 nt
Organism: Notolabrus celidotus (New Zealand spotty)
Lineage: Eukaryota; Metazoa; Chordata; Actinopteri; Labriformes; Labridae
Gene: cldni
Product: claudin i
Exons: 3
Coding region: 146-778 (210 amino acids)
Biological process (GO): cell adhesion; bicellular tight junction assembly
Cellular component (GO): plasma membrane; bicellular tight junction
Molecular function (GO): structural molecule activity
Source: RefSeq, a predicted model, not a curated record
CCUCACAUUCUUCUACAAAUACCCCCCAUCUUCUUCUGCAGACUCCAGAUUUGAGCAUCCGACAACAGCGUCUACUCAACAAGAAGGAAGAACAUUAAGGCUUGGUUUUCAGUUUUUGGAAGUUCAGAGGACACAGAACGAAGGAAUGGGAUCAGUCGGGGUUCAGAUUGUGUGUGUGGCCCUCGCGGUCCUUGGCCUGAUCGGGGUCAUUGUAAGUUGCGCCGUCCCACGCUGGAGGGUGUCCUCCUUCACAGGAGCCAACAUCGUGACUGCACAGAGCAACCAGGAGGGCCUGUGGAUGGAGUGUGUGGUGCAGAGUACCGGCCAGCAGCAGUGCAAAAACUACGAUUCCCUGCUGGUGUUGCCCUCUGACCUGCAGGCUGCCCGCGCCAUGACCAUCAUCAGCUGCAUGCUGAGCAUCAUCAGCCUCCUCAUCCUCUUCUGCGGCGCCGACUUCACCACCUGCAUCGAGAACGAGGACGCCAAGCCCAAGAUGAGCCUGGUGGCCGGGAUCGGCCUCGUGCUGGCCGGCUUGCUGGUCAUCAUCCCUGUCAGCUGGUCCGCCCACAUCACCGUGCGGGGCUUCAACGACCCCCUGACGCCCGCGUCAUUGAAGAGGGAGAUGGGAGCGUGCAUCUAUGUGGGGUGGGGCGCCGGCAUUCUGCUGCUUCUGGGUGGAGGUCUGCUGUGCUGCUUCAGCAGGCGGUCUGGAAGCUCUGGAGGAACCGCCAAGUACUACAGCAACAGUGCAUCCGCCCCCAACAAAAACUACGUGUAGUUUCUUCAUGGAGGGGACUCAUGGUGCGGGAGGGGGAUGAAUUUGGUUAAAGACUGGCGAGCAAACAAAGUAGAUGACACCAGGGGUUGUUUUUGAAAAAGUGGAGUAAAGUCAUUGUAAAUACUGAUUAUAAAUGUCUUCAAUGUUUUCCUGCAUAUCCAAAGUUAAGCUGGUGAUGUUAUUUUUAAGCUGUUUUCUAUUCGGUGCUGGGUUCACAUAUCUUUUUCUAAAGGGAAACAAAUAAAACAAGCUGAACAUUUCAGAUAAACAUUGUGAUUUUACUGUCCAAACUCUGCUCCUUUUAUUUCUAAUUGCCUUUAAAUUGGACUCAAAGUGUUCUCAAAGGAUCCACACAAGAAUCAAAUGAAAUCAAAGAUCUGAAAUGUAAAAGAUUUGAGACACAAAGUUAUCUGAUAACAAGGUCAGUGUUCAACAUUUCAAUGUAGAGCAGCCGUCCAAUUUCUGAAGAUGCACUAGUGCUUCGGUGUUUUAGUUUAGUUUCAGUCUACCUUGUUUUUUCAUCUACAGUCAGAAAAAGCUGCUUUUAAAACUUCAACCACGUUCACCUCAUUGGACCUCAGGGAGCGUCUGUGUGUACGCCUUUCAUUCCCAAACAUCCGAACGACAUUUCAAAAGUUCUGUAUAAAAUCUUCAUGUGGUUUAUUUUCCUCAUUUUGUAUGUUGAUGAGUAUUAAUGAUUAAA